AUGAAGCUUGUCGGUGACAUCUGGUUGAACGAGUCGAAGAACAAGAAUUUUGUAUUCUCUCCAUUCUCAAUGAACAAUGCUCUAGGGUUACUAGCUUCGGAAGCAAGUUCUGAAACUUUAAAAGAGAUAUUAGGCUUUCUCCACUGUGAAAGCCUCGAUCAUCUGCAUUCGGUUAAUUCGGGACUCAUCGAUUCUUUUGGCCAAGCAGGACCUCAACUGUCUUUCGUUGGCGGUGUUUGGGUCGACAAAUCUUCUCCUCUUAAACAAUCGUUCGAAGAAGUUGCAAACGGAAUUUUCAAAGCAAAAGCCGAGACUGUGGAUUUCAAAAAUGAGAGCCAAAAGUUGCUGGAGAGGGUGAACAAAUGGGUGACAAAAGAAACCAAUGGAUUAAUUCAAGAUCUCAUUCCUAAUGGAGCUGUCGAUAAAGAUACAAAGGUUAUAUUGGCGAAUGCACUGUAUUUCAAAGGAUUUUGGGUUGAAAAUCAAUUUGAGCCAUCACUUACAGAGGAUUCAGAUUUCUAUCUCCUCGAUGACAAGAAAUCAGUAAAAGUUCCUUUCAUGUCUAGUGAUGACAACUAUCAAUCCAUUAGUUGCUUUGAUGGCUUCAAGGUACUUCAACUACAGUACCAAUCAAGCACAGAAGAUAGCGAUCGAUAUUUUUCUAUGUAUAUAGUUUUACCUGAGCAAAGAGAUGGGCCUGGUGAACUAAUAGAAAAGGUGAGUUCUGAUUCAGCUGGUUUUCUGGAUCGACAUGUCUCGAUCGAUCAUCCAUACAUUCGAACUGGACAAUUCAAGAUUUCAAAGUUCAAUAUCCUUUUUGAUUUCGAAGUAUCACGAGUACUCAAGGAGUUGGAAGUUGAUGAAGAAGGAACUGAAGCGGCUGCUUCAACUGGUACCACGCUAGCAACACAGGCUGCCAAAGGCCCUCCUCCUCCUACACCUGUUGAUUUCGUUGCAGAUCAUCCUUUCAUGUUCAUAAUCACAGAGGAGGAAAGUGGUGCGGUAUUGUUUAUGGGUCAUGGCCUGGAUCCUUCGCUAAACCCGUGA
Papaver somniferum (opium poppy) is the source of this 1047-nucleotide messenger RNA. Its product is annotated as serpin-Z1-like. The coding region runs from base 1 to 1047 and encodes 348 amino acids. Lineage: Eukaryota; Viridiplantae; Streptophyta; Magnoliopsida; Ranunculales; Papaveraceae. Gene Ontology annotation, molecular function: serine-type endopeptidase inhibitor activity. The record is from RefSeq and is a predicted model, not a curated record. The transcript is spliced from 3 exons.